Ascochyta rabiei is the source of this 1389-nucleotide messenger RNA. Its product is annotated as Indoleamine 2,3-dioxygenase. The coding region runs from base 1 to 1389 and encodes 462 amino acids. The record is from RefSeq and is a predicted model, not a curated record. Lineage: Eukaryota; Fungi; Ascomycota; Dothideomycetes; Pleosporales; Didymellaceae. The transcript is spliced from 5 exons. Gene Ontology annotation, molecular function: heme binding; metal ion binding.
AUGUCGUCUCCAAGCUUCUCCUUCCCUAUCAUGGCCGACACUAAGCCAUCGGACCAUACCAUUCCCGCCUUUAUGGUGUCCACAACUCGCGGCUUCCUGCCACGAGCCAACCCCAUUGUCGAACUACCCAAGGAGUUCGCUGCUCUCGAGUCACUGUUGCAACGUAUGCCCAUCAAGACCCUGUCAGGGGAGCCGGGCCUCCUUGCUACAUUCGAUUUUGGUGAUGCAGUCUUGAAGGAGCUCCCUGACCUGUCUAGCGAGGUCGAUAAGUAUCGUGAUGACCUCGUCGUCAUGAAUGCUUUGUAUCGUGAUUACUCCUUUCUGGCUUCGGCGUAUCUCUUCGAGCCUUGCCACGAGAGGCAUAUGAGAGGCGAGGAGUAUGGUCUUGGGAGACAGAGCUUGCCCAGGUGUAUUGCACUACCCAUUGUUAAGGUUGCUGAGAUUGCUGGCUUCAAGCCUUUUAUGGAGUACGCCGGCUCUUAUGCCUUGUUCAACUACCGCCUAGUUGAUGAGGCAAAGGGUCUUGAGUAUGACAACCUCCGGCUCAUCCGUGCCUUCGAGGCUGGUCUUGACCCUGAGUCGUCUGAGGCGGGGUUCGUCCUGGUGCACAUUGCUAUGGUCAAAGAAUCAGGUGCACUAGUGGAAGGUGCAUGCGAGAUGCUCAACGGCUGCACAGUGAGAGACCGCGAACGAUUUGACAAUGGUCUCAGGACUCUUGUCGGUGGCCUGCGCAAGGUCAAUGCUGUGAUGAACACCAUGUGGAAGAAGAGCAAGCCCAGCGGUUACACCAGCUUCCGCACAUUCAUUUUUGGCAUCACAUCGCAAUCCAUGUUUCCCAAUGGCGUCGUAUACGAAGGUGUCAGCGAGGAGCCCCUGUCAUUCCGUGGCGAGUCUGGAGCGAACGACAGCAUGAUUCCCAUGUGCGACAACCUGCUACAGAUUCAUAUGCCCGAGACGCCACUCACAGACAUCCUGAAGGACUUCCGCCAGUACAGACCUGGUAACCACCGCGAGUUCCUGGAGGCUGUACGGGACUCUGCCCAGGAGUCCGGAGUGCGAGAGUUUGCCAAGGGUGACUCUGUUUCCGCGGCGCUCUACCUCCAGGCUCUUGACCAAGUGCGCGACUUCCGCUGGCGUCAUUGGUGCUUCACGCGCGAGUACAUUCUUAAGCAUACUUCUCAUCCCACAGCCACUGGAGGCAGCCCAAUCGUAACUUGGCUGCCAAAUCAGCUGGGCGCUGUGCUCGCACAGAUGACGGAGACGUCUGAGUUCUGCAAGUCAGUCAAGGGUGUCAGUGAUAUCAUGGAGAUGGCCAACUCGCAGCGCGAGACUCUGAAGAAGGAAGUAGAGAAGUACUGCGGUGAACGAGGCGUUGCAGCUGCCUCGUGA